AUUGCGGCCGCGCUCCGGGUUGGGAUUCUGCGCGGCGGGAUUCGGCCACCGGGCUGCCGGCGCCCCCAGCUUGGCUGGGCUUACGCGGCUCAAGAUGCGCAACGGGAAGGGCGCGGCAUGGGCUCCGGUACUGCAGUUCACCAACUGUCGCAUCCUGCGUGGCCGGAGGCUGCUCAGGGAGGACUUGUGGGUGCGUGGGGGUCGCAUUCUGGACCCAGAGAGGCUGUUCUUUGAAGAGAGGCUGGUAGCCGACGAGCAGCGGGACUGCGGGGGCUGCAUCCUAGCGCCUGGUUUCAUUGAUGUGCAGAUCAACGGAGGAUUUGGCGUUGACUUCUCACAGGCCACAGCGGAUGUGGGUUCGGGAGUCGCCCUGGUAGCCCGUAAGAUCCUAUCGCAUGGAGUCACCUCCUUCUGUCCCACCUUAGUCACCUCACCACCGGAGGUUUAUCACAAGGUCCUUCCUCAGAUCCCCGUGAAGAGUGGUGGUCCCCAUGGGGCAGGGAUCCUCGGGGUGCACCUGGAGGGCCCUUUCAUCAGCCGGGAAAAGCGAGGUGCACACCCUGAGGCCCACCUGCGCUCCUUUGAAGCCAACGCUUUCCACGAUGUGUUGGCCACAUAUGGGCCCCUAGACAAUGUCCGCAUCGUGACACUGGCUCCGGAGCUGGAUCGCAGCCAUGAGGUGAUCCAGGCACUAACAGCCCGUGGCAUCUGUGUGUCCCUAGGGCACUCAGUGGCCGACCUGCAGGCCGCGGAGGAAGCCGUGCAGAGCGGGGCCACCUUCAUCACCCACCUCUUCAAUGCCAUGCUGCCUUUCCACCACCGUGACCCGGGCAUUGUGGGGCUCCUGACCAGUGACCGGCUGCCCCCAGGCCGCCACAUCUUCUACGGAAUGAUCUCUGAUGGUACACACACCAACCCUGCUGCCCUGCGCAUCGCCCACCGGGCCCAUCCCCAGGGGCUGGUGUUGGUCACCGACGCAGUCCCUGCCCUGGGUUUGGGCAAUGGCCGUCACACGCUGGGGCAGCAGGAGGUGGAGGUGAAUGGGCUGACGGCCUACGUGGCAGGUACCAAGACACUGAGUGGCAGCAUAGCCCCAAUGGAUGUCUGCGUCCGGCAUUUCCUGCAGGCCACAGGCUGCAGUGUGGAGGCAGCCUUGGAGGCUGCAUCUCUGCACCCCGCCCAGCUGCUGGGACUGGAGAAGCGCAAGGGGACCCUGGACUUCGGGGCUGAUGCAGACUUCGUGGUGCUCGAUGACUCCCUCCACGUCCAGGCCACCUACAUCUCAGGCGAGUUGGUGUGGCAGGCAGAGGAGGCCAAGCAGUGACCAAGGACCACACCUGGAGAGGAUGCAUAGACCCACCUGGACACUGUCAGGGCUGGGCCAUCAAGGAGCUGGUCUCUGGGAGCCCUGUCCCAGGCGGACAGCCUUGACCCCAGAGGCAGCCAGCUUAGAUAAACCGUGUGCCCUGCCCAGGACUGCCCUGGUCUCCGAGUUUUGCUUCAAAGCAGACAUGUGCUGUUUCUACCAUAACCCUGGUGGCCCUCCUGGGGGUGGGGGAUAUGUGUGCCUUAAGGUUGACAGUGGCUGGACUCCAGCUCAGCCAGGCCUUGCCAGGCUUUGUGGGGUCCAGUGGAGGCGACGAUAGGGCCACUUUCUGUUAGGAUGCAGACCCACAGGCAAAUGUGCCUUUUGGAUACAAAUGGAGAGCAGGAGGGGGGAAGCCACAGACUGUAGGUUGGAAAGCCAAAGCCGGCAAAGGGGUUGGUUUAGGGACAGUUAGUGUAGAUGACUUCAGGAGUUUGCCUGUCGAGGCUGAGGGAAAGGAUACACUCUGAAAUUUUAAACAAGAGAGAAUUGAUCGUGGAGACAAGAUGGGCAGGGAAGGACCUCAGGUGGGCACUGCAGAGGUUUGGUGUCCUUGCUCUCUGCACCCCUGAGUUGUGCAGGACCUAGGCACAGCGCCUGGCACUCUGCUCUGACCUUCGGGAGAAGCCACAUUGGUCUCGGGACCCCAGGUUGCCCAGCUCUGAGUGCAGGAGGCAGUGGUGGGAGGGCCCCUGAGCUGUCCCCAGCCGCUGUCCGUGGCCUGCCCGACCUGCCCAGCCCUAAUCCCACCUCUGAAUUCUUGGGAUCAUCAAGGCUCCAUUUCUUCUAGUGUCUUUUCCGAACAGCCCAUCUCCUGACUCUACUCCCAGGGGGUCACAAUGAACCCUCCUGCACUCCAGUGUUUGCAUGGCUGUAGGUGACCCUGCCUGGUGCUGUUGAGCAGUUCGUGGUCACGAGUGUCCUGUACCCUGCAGCUGGGCCCUACCUUCCGAGUUUCCUUGGCCCUGGUAAAGGUCCCUGGGAGGGGGCAGAUGAGCUGGGCUAAUAGGUUAGAAGCUGAGCAGAGAUUGGCAGGCCUUGUCCUCGUGCCCUACGGGUGUUUCCUUCCAUUCACCUGCCAAAAAUCCAAAGGGUGUCCUGUGUAUUACCCAUAUUUCUCAGAUGCAGAAACUGGGGCACUAAGUCCCAGAGCUGAUGAGCACCAGGGCCGGCAUCUGGCCUGGCCAAUCCCUGCAGCCUCCUUAGAGCUGUCACCAAGGCCUCUCUGGGUGGAGACUCCUGGAGAGUCUAGUGAGAUGGUAGCCAGCCAGGUGACACAAGAGUUAACCUGAGCCAGCACUGACUUUAAAGAAAGCACUUCAGGUGAAGGGACCCGCCCCACAAAGGCCAGGGCAGGGCUUAGUGUGUUGGAGGAACAGAUCCAAUGGCCACUGGGAAUGGAGGAUGGGCGCUGCGCCCUGUAGCUGUGGUGCAAGUUUGGAUUUUAUUUGAGGUGUGGGGUCAGUGACUGGAGGGUCUUCUUUUAUCAAUUGUGAUAAAACACACGUAAUAGUCACAGUGUUUUACAAUUUUAAAGUGUACAGGUCGGUGACAUUAAGUGCAUUCACCUUGUGCAACCAUCGCCACCAUCUCCAGAACAUUUUCAUCACCCCAAACUGAAACUGCACCCCAUGAAACACUAACCCACACUUCCCCUCUACACUUCUCCCAGCCCUGGCACUGGCCUGUCCACAUUGUUUCUGAGUCUGAGGCUGCCAUUUUAAGUGUGCCUUUGGGUUGCUAGGGGGUAGCAAGGACACCCUGAGGGGCUUGCUGUGGGGUGGCAGUCGUGCCAAAGCCAAGUGAAGUGAGGGGACAGGCUUACCUUAGUGUGGGUGUGGACUGGGGGGCAGGGGAGGUGACUUUCACUGAGAUGGAAAGGCUGGGGAGGUGACCUGGCAUGCUCCCAGCAUUUCCAUGGCAUGUUUAGUAUUGUGCAUGAGUAGGAGGACUUGAGGGCCUAAUAUUAGUCAGACUCUGGCACAGGGACAGGUUGUGGCCUCAGGAACAAUGCGUCACAACUCCAGGUUGGGCCAGGGCUACCUGGGAGCUAGGAGGCUUCCACGUAGCUCGACAUGCUGGUUCCGCUCCCAGCGCUGGAGCGCGGUUGGGGGCGUGUCCCUUCGAAGCCUCGGGCUCCUAACCUACAAUAGAUGAAGGACCUCGUAGGCUCCUAGCGCACCGGGGACAUUGCGGGGGAAGAUGCAGUCAUUCCCGGAGAGGUUCUGGGUGGCCCAGGCCAGAGAAGCCGGCCUGAGAAUGGGGGACAGAUGGUAUCAACCACACAGAGACUUCAACAGCGACCACGCCCCAAACGAGCUGGGCUCGAGCAGCGGGCCAUUUGCAAUGAAUCCCGUCUGACCUGCUUCGCUGCACCCCCUGCCUGCGCCCAGGGGCCGGGUCUACGCGGACCGGCACGUCAGGGAUGGGGUGCCCCAGUCAAAAUGAAGCGGAGCUCUGCCAGGGCCAAUCAGGAUCCCUAUGCAGAGGGAUGCGCUGCGGUAAAACAGUAGGGGCUUGCGUCACCCUCUGACCUCGGUUAAGUGCAGACCAGCAGCCAGGAGCCCGAGACUGCAUGGAGGCUUGGGAGAGGCGCAGGCCCAAUACGCGUGCCACCGUGCCCUGCAGACCCCACAGCGCCUAGCGGCCCUGCCCCACCGAAACCCUGAGAACCCCCCUGCGCCUCAACCCUCUCUGUGCCCCUCUGUGCCACUCUUCCUUCCCUGGCUCCCAACUCCACUACUAUUAAUAGCUUGAUGUGGGUCCUUCCAACCGGAUCCAGCACUUUUUCCCACAAUUUGUCUUGGCUUGUUUUAUAAACUGAGAUGGCACUUUU
Hipposideros armiger (great roundleaf bat) is the source of this 4202-nucleotide messenger RNA. RefSeq names its product amidohydrolase domain containing 2 (gene AMDHD2). Gene Ontology annotation, biological process: N-acetylglucosamine catabolic process. The coding region runs from base 95 to 1324 and encodes 409 amino acids. Lineage: Eukaryota; Metazoa; Chordata; Mammalia; Chiroptera; Hipposideridae. Gene Ontology annotation, molecular function: N-acetylglucosamine-6-phosphate deacetylase activity. The transcript is spliced from 11 exons. The record is from RefSeq and is a predicted model, not a curated record.